Molecule: messenger RNA, 1863 nt
Organism: Salvelinus fontinalis (brook trout)
Lineage: Eukaryota; Metazoa; Chordata; Actinopteri; Salmoniformes; Salmonidae
Product: A disintegrin and metalloproteinase with thrombospondin motifs 17-like
Exons: 10
Coding region: 292-1368 (358 amino acids)
Biological process (GO): extracellular matrix organization; proteolysis
Cellular component (GO): extracellular matrix
Molecular function (GO): metalloendopeptidase activity
Source: RefSeq, a predicted model, not a curated record
CCACAGUAAAGGGAAACGUUGAUAGUGUUAACUAACAGGUAAACUAGAAAGUUGAGUUAAGUUCAAUCUUGUGAUUCUCUGCGCUGGCUGAUAUUUAUUCUGCGCAGCAGUCCCGGGGAGGGAACAUCGGUCCUAGUCUCACCCAGUCUCACUCUAUUCACUCUCUCUCCUCCGUUAGGUAUUGCCUAUCUGGGAGGGGCGUGCAGCUCCAAGAGGAAGUGUGUUCUGGCCGAGGACAACGGACUCAACCUGGCCUUCACCAUAGCCCACGAGCUGGGACACAACAUAGGGAUGAGCCACGAUGACGACCAUGCUACCUGUACAGGCCACUCCCACAUCAUGUCUGGCGAAUGGGUGAAGGGCCGUAACCCCAGCGACCUAUCAUGGUCCCCCUGCAGCCGUGACGACCUGGAGAAGUUCCUCAGGUCCAAAGCCAGCAGCUGUCUGCUCCACACAGACCCCAGAAGCCGCUACCAGGUCCGCCUGCCACCCAAGCUGCCAGGCAUGCACUACAGUGCAGACGAACAGUGUCAGAUCCUCUUUGGAACCAACGCCACCUUCUGCAAUGAUAUGGAGCACCUGAUGUGCGCAGGCCUGUGGUGUUUGGUGGAAGGAGACAAGUCCUGUAAGACCAAGCUGGACCCUCCUCUGGACGGCACAGAGUGUGGAGCUGACAAGUGGUGCCGGGCAGGGGAGUGUGUAAGUAAAAGCCCUAUCCCACAGCAUGUGGAUGGGGACUGGAGCAUCUGGAGUCAGUGGAGCCAGUGCAGUAGAACCUGUGGCACCGGAGCCCAGUUCAGACAGAGGAAAUGUGACAACCCGCCGCCAGGUCCUGGUGGUAGUAACUGUCAGAAGGCCAGUGUGGAACAUAAAGUGUGUGAAGGUCCUCCCUGCCCUAAAGGAACACCCAGCUUCAGAGAGCUGCAGUGUCUCUCCCAUGACCGCCAGGCUGGCAGGAAGAAGAACAGCAUAUGGACUGCAGUCAAUAACGAUGAGAAGCCGUGUGCCUUGUUCUGUUCCCCUGUGGGGAGAGAUACCCCCAUCCUGGUGGCAGAGAGAGUGAUGGAUGGAACACCAUGUGGACCCUACGAGUCAGACCUGUGUGUCAAUGGCAGGUGUCAGAAAAUCGGCUGCGAUGGCAUCAUCGGCUCGUCAGCCAGGGAGGACCGCUGUGGGGUGUGUAACGGAGAUGGACACUCCUGUAAGAUAGUCAAGGGAGACUUCAACCAUACCAAGGGCAGGGGUUACAUCGAGGCUGCUGUCAUCCCCGUUGGUGCUAGGAGAAUCAAAGUUGUGGAGGACAAGCCCUCACACAGCUUUCUGGGUUCUCAUCCACAUUACAUCUUGGGCAAUACAACUAGGAAAUAAUCUUUGGACAUGCCUGGUCCAUCCCUGGCAAUCUUCUGCAGAUAUGUCCAGGUAUCCAGCGUUCAUUGUGUCCAGGAGGGACAUUUGAUCAUGUGGAUGGUGGUCAUAAACCUCUUACCAUUCUAUGAGGUAAAUAAUCCCUCUAUGGUGCUGAGGAAUGGAGUGUAAGGUGGGAGGAAAAGUGACACCAUCCUGGGAUGGGUUGCAAACCCUGUGACUGCAUGGGAGUGGUGAAAUGCCACAUUGUCCCAUACAAUUACAAACGUUGGCCAAUUUCGCCUCACUGCAAUCCUUUCCUCACCUGGCACAGCCCUUCCAUAGAGGUCAUCAGCCCUUCCAUAGAGGUCAUCAGCCCUUCCAUAGAGGUCAUCAGCCCUUCCAUAGAGGUCAUCAGCCCUUCUAUAGAGGUCAUCAGCCCUUCCAUAGAGGUCAUCAGCCCUUCCAUAGAGGUCAUCAGCCCUUCUAUAGAGGUCAUCAGCCCUUCCAUAGAGGUCA